This is a messenger RNA of Physcomitrium patens, 3792 nucleotides long. RefSeq names its product ATPase 11, plasma membrane-type. Gene Ontology annotation, molecular function: P-type proton-exporting transporter activity; ATP binding; ATP hydrolysis activity. Gene Ontology annotation, cellular component: membrane. Gene Ontology annotation, biological process: proton export across plasma membrane. The record is from RefSeq and is a predicted model, not a curated record. NCBI's taxonomy places the organism in Eukaryota, Viridiplantae, Streptophyta, Bryopsida, Funariales, Funariaceae.
ACCUAAAUUCAACGACAAGUUUGUUACUGGAAAAACAGAAUUAGACAUGCACUUGUAAACUGGUAUCACAAUGGAUUUACAUCAUGAACAUAUCCAGAGCUCUUGCAGCGUUAUCGAACGGUUAUUAAAUCUUGAACAAAAGAAACUGAUUUCGCAAGAAGAAUUAUAUAACAACGAGAAUGUUAUCGCAAUCAGAAUGGUAUCGCAAAAAGAAUGGUUUUGCAGUAAGUAUGGUUUCGCAAUAAGAAUGGUUUCGCUCCAAGAAACCGAUUUCGCGACAAGACUGGUGUCGUGAUAAGACGAGAUCCGAGCAGUUUGAUUUUUUGAUCAGGUCGGCAAGGAUUUCGUCGAUCGGACCCACAAUUCGGUCUCAGCAGUGUGGAUUUCGAUCAGGUCAUCAACCAUCUGGUCGAUCAGACCCACAAUUCGGAAUCGGCAGUGUGGAGAUCGAGGAAUAGCGCCGAGGGGUGUGUCGAUGGACAGGUAUGAGCUUCCGGAGGAAGUGGAUACUGGGGGCUACCAGGGUGGCCAAGCGGAGGAGGAAGAGGACCUAGACUUCGAGCAUCUGUCCCUCGAGGAAGUGUUUACGAAGCUGCGGGCAACGCACGAAGGGCUUUCCACCACCGAGGCCGAGGUGCGCAUCAAGCUCGUGGGACCCAACAAGCUGGAGGAGCACAAAGUGAACAAGUUGCUCAAGUUUCUCAUGUUCAUGUGGAACCCGCUGUCGUGGGUGAUGGAGUUCGCCGCGAUCAUGGCGCUGGUGCUCGACAACGACGGCAAGGAACCGCCCGACUGGCAAGAUUUCAUCGGCAUCACCUGCCUCCUGGUGUUGAACGCUUCAGUGAGCUACGUCGAAGAGAGCAACGCGGGAGACGCUGCCGAUGCCCUCAUGCAAGCGCUGGCUCCCAAGGCGAAGGUCCUGCGCGAUGGUGCGUAUGCCGAGGUGGAUGCCGCCAUUCUUGUCCCGGGAGACAUCAUCACCAUCAAGCUCGGCGACAUCAUCCCUGCUGAUGCCAGGCUCCUCGACGGUGAUCCUCUGUUUGUCGAUCAGUCUUCUCUGACAGGGGAAUCCGUGGCUGUGACCAAGCGGUCCGGAGAAGCUGUCUACUCAGGCUCCAUCUGCAAACAAGGAGAGAUCGAAGCCCUGGUGAUAGCCACGGGUAUUCACACUUUCUUCGGUAAAGCCGCGCAUUUAGUGGACAUGACGCACAGUGCCGGCCACUUCCAACAAGUGCUCACCCGGAUAGGAAACUUUUGCUUGGUAACUAUCGGGGUCGGUGUGUUGCUAGAGUUGAUCGUCAUAUAUGGAAUCCAGGGGAGGUCGUACCGCAUUGGAAUCGACAAUCUUUUGAUACUGCUCAUCGGUGGUAUACCGAUCGCCAUGCCCACUGUGCUGUCCGUGACGAUGGCUGUGGGAGCCUAUGGACUGGCCAAGCAAGGCGCCAUAGUGAAACGCAUGACUGCCAUUGAAGAAAUGGCAGGCAUGGACAUACUUUGCUCGGAUAAGACAGGAACCCUAACCCUAAAUUGCCUCACUGUGGAUAAGUCCAUAAUCGAAGUCACAUCCGCGACAGCAGACAAAGACUUGAUCAUUCUCACAGCAUCUCACGCAUCACGUGUAGAAAACCAGGAUCCUAUAGACCUUGCGAUUUGUGCAAUGCUUCCGAGCAUUGAAGAUGCACGGAAAGGGAUCAAAGAAGUUCAUUUUCUUCCUUUCAACCCAACUGAGAAGCGUGCAGCCAUGACGUACACAACUCCCGAUGGCAAAAUGCACCGAGCCACCAAAGGAGCUCCAGAACAAAUCCUUGCGCUUGCAGCCAACCGAGAAGCAAUCGAAACCAAAGUGAACGACAUUAUGAACAAAUUCGCUGACCAUGGUUUAAGAAGCCUUGGUGUCGCUUAUCAAGAUGUGCCAGAAGGCACAAGAGAGAGUACAGGAGGGCCAUGGGAGAUGCUUGGAAUUUUGCCACUCUUUGAUCCUCCUCGUCAUGACACCAGUGACACUGUCCACCGGGCGCUUGAGCUAGGGGUGUCGGUGAAAAUGAUCACUGGUGAUCAACUCGCCAUUGCCAAAGAAACAGGCCGGCGCUUGGGAAUGGGCACCAACAUGUACCCAUCCACCGCCUUGUUCAACAAAUACAAAGACGACCACACCGACCUUGGAAUCUCCGGAAUGGACCCACAUGACUUGAUUGAACAAGCUGAUGGGUUUGCCGGAGUGUUUCCUGAACACAAAUUCCAAAUAGUGAAAAUGCUGCAAGAGCGAAGCCACAUUUGUGGGAUGACGGGUGACGGCGUGAACGACGCCCCCGCUUUGAAAAAAGCGGACAUCGGAAUUGCUGUUGCCAACGCCACCGACGCCGCUCGCAGUGCCGCCGACAUUGUCUUGACACAGCCAGGAUUGAGUGUCAUUAUCCAUGCAAUCUUGACAAGCAGAUCCAUCUUUCAAAGAAUGAAGAACUACACAAUCUACGCAGUGUCCAUUACCGUUCGUAUUGUUGUGGGGUUUUGCCUUCUGUGCCUCAUUUGGAAAUUUGAUUUCUCACCAUUUAUGGUGCUUGUUAUUGCUAUUUUGAACGAUGGGACUAUGAUGACAAUUUCAAAGGACAUAGUAACUCCUUCUCAAAAACCAGAUUCAUGGAUGCUUGAAGAAUUGUUUAUUCAAGGGACAUGUUUGGGUGUUUAUCAAGCUUUUAUAACAAUUAUAUUCUAUUAUCUCAUACACGAAACAAAAUGGUUUACUUACCAUUUCCAUGUGAGGGACAUUGCAAACCAGCCAUUGUUGGAGACAUCUGUGAUCUAUCUACAAGUGAGCAUCCAAAGCCAAGCGCUAAUUUUUGUGACACGAGCGCGCACAUGGUCUUUCAUGGACCGGCCAAGCAUGCUCGUAGUUGCGGCAUUCCUAUUCGCACAAUUAGUGGCCACCCUCAUUGCCGUCUAUGCCCACAUUGAAUUUGCCCACACCCGUGGAUGUGGUUGGGGUUGGGCUGGCGUAGUUUGGCUCUAUGAUGUGGUGUCAUACUUGCCACUAGAUAUUAUAAAGUUAGUGUGUCAAUAUAUCCAAACUGGGCACGCGUGGAAUUUGAUGAUGGAGCAGCGUGUAUUCUUUACACGGAAAAAGAACUAUGGUCAACAAGCACGGCAAGCACAAUGGGCCACCAUUUCCACCCAAAAGAAAACUGUUGACAAGGAUGCAAAGGGCAAGAUUGCCAUGGCUAAAAAUUUCAUUCAAGAAAUCAAAGGUGGGAUUGAGCAAACUUCCUCAUUUCCGGAAUCAAAAGGUCUCGAACUUGCCAAUGCACACAAACGAAGAGCGGAGAUGGCCAAAGUUCUCAAGCAAAAGCAGGUCCCCCUGAAGCGCAAAAGGAGCUUCUGGGAUUGAGGCACAUACUUUGUUCCCUUCCCAAGGGAACCCUGGGAACGGUAUUGGGUUAGGGAACAGAGGUUUCGGGAACGCCCUCUUGUGAGUUCCCAUUGAACUGAGGGUUUUUAGGGCUUGUACAGUAAAAUAGGAUGUAAAAUAGCCUUCUUCACAUCUGCAUUGAUUAUCCGUGACAUUGCUGUUUGUGGCAAAAGGUAAGAGGUUAAUAACUGUAGCAUUCCGGUUGAUACCCUUCCGAUUGAUACCCUUCCGGUAAUUGUAUUGUUCGACCUGUGUGGGAUCAUUAACUUCAUGAGUAAAACCAUCACAACUUGUUGCAAUGAACUCAUUGAUUACCAUGAAAUUAACUCUAAAUGUUAAUCAUAAUAAAAAGGACGAAUUUCCAGCAAGUCCAAACAAUAUUUUUAUGA